Anolis carolinensis (green anole) is the source of this 2889-nucleotide messenger RNA. RefSeq names its product zinc finger protein 665. Bases 49 to 2838 code for a protein of 929 amino acids. Gene Ontology annotation, biological process: regulation of DNA-templated transcription. The transcript is spliced from 5 exons. NCBI's taxonomy places the organism in Eukaryota, Metazoa, Chordata, Lepidosauria, Squamata, Anolidae. The record is from RefSeq and is a predicted model, not a curated record.
GUGGCCAAUGAGAAGCCUCCUGCAGGCGAGGUCCCUCCUCUUCUGGCCAUGUGGGAAUCUUCCUGGAGGAGGAGGAGUGAGUGGGUGAGCCUUGCAAGGCUUGUGGAGGAGGAGAGAGUGUGCCUUCCCAAGAGGGAGAUGGCUCUUCUGCCCAGGCUGGAGCCUGGCUGCAAGGACACAGGGCAGGUGGGAAAGCAAGAAGCCUUAGACCCUGAGCCAAGCAAGGACCCUCCUGCCUUUCCUGCUGGGAAUGGAGGGCAGUUCUGGGAAGGAGGCCUUGUGGGGAAGGGGCUGCGGGGAGACAGCCCACCUUCAGAGGCAGCGCCAAGCCAGAGCUUCAGGCAGUUCAACUACAAGGAGACUUUGGGGCCCCGGGAGGUCUGCAGCCGCCUCCACUCUCUCUGCCGCCUGUGGCUGAAGCCAGAGAAGCACUCCAAGAGGGAGAUGCUGGACCUGGUGCUCCUGGAGCAGUUCCUGGCCGUCCUUCCUGCGGAGAUGGAGUGCUGGGUGAGGGAAUGUGGGGCAGAGACCAGUUCCCAGGCCGUGGCUUUGGCUGAAGGAUUCCUCCUGAGUCGGGCAGAAGAGGAGACGGAGAAGCAGCAACAGGCGGUGGACUUGGGUGCAGUAGUGGCCAUCGCAUUGGAAAGGCCUCCCUCCACCUGCAGCUGGAGGCUGGAUUGCGCAGGACAAAGGGAACCACUGAGUUCCACAAGAGGUGAAUCAGAACCAACACAUACUGGCUUCCCUCUUCCUUUUGAUGCAUUCAGCACACAUUCUGUGACACCACAUCAGGUGACUUUCCAAGAGGUGGCCGUGUCUUUCAGUGAGGAGGAGUGGGCCCUGCUGAAUCCGGACCAAAGGGCCUUGCAUCAACAAGUCAUGAAGGAAAAUUUUGAGACUCUCUCCUCUUUAAAAACUCACAGAGAAGGGGAAUCAUCUCAAUACCGGGACGGUGGAGAGAAGAAGGAGCUGGGCCUCUCUGGUCAGCAAGCAACGUACACUAAGAGGAAGCCCUUUAAGUGCUUGGAGUGCGGAAAAUGUUUCCACCAUAAGAAAAGCUUUGCUCAUCAUCAAGCAGUGCACACGGGAGAGAAAAAGUACAAAUGCUUGGAGUGUGGAAAGGGAUUCAUUCAGAAGGUAAACCUCACUUCUCAUCAAACUACUCAUACUGGGGAGAAGCCAUUUAAAUGCUUGGAGUGUGGCAAGGGCUUCACUCAGAAGAAAGGCCUCACCUCUCAUCUGCUUACUCAUACUGGGGAGAAGCCAUUUAAAUGCUUGGAGUGUGGCAAGGGCUUCAUUCACAAGACAAGCCUCACCUAUCAUCAAGCUACUCAUACUGGAGAGAAGCCAUUUACAUGCUUGGACUGUGGAAAGCGUUUCACUCUGAAGAAAAGCCUUAUCUAUCAUCAAGCUACUCAUACUGGGGAGAAGCCAUUUACAUGUUUGGAGUGUGGGAAGAGUUUCACUCAGAAGACACGCCUCACCUGUCAUCAAGCUACUCAUACUGGGGAGAAGCCAUUUACAUGUUUGGAGUGUGGGAAGAGUUUCACUCAGAAGACAAGCCUCACCUGUCAUCAAGCUACUCAUAUGGGGGAGAAGCCAUUUACAUGUUUGGAGUGUGGGAAGAGUUUCACUCUGAAGAAAAACCUCACCUCUCACCAAGCUAUUCAUACUGGGAAGAAGGCAUUUAAAUGCUUGAAGUGUAGAAAAGGCUUCAUUCGGAGGAUAGACUUGACUCGUCAUGAAGCAAUUCAUACUGGGGAGAAGCCAUUUACAUGCUUAGAGUGUGGAAAGAGUUUCACUCAGAAGACAAGCCUCACCUGUCAUCAAGCUACUCAUACUGGGGAGAAGCCAUUUACAUGCUUGGAGUGUGGAAAGCGUUUCACUCUGAAGAAAAGGCUUAUCUGUCAUGAAGCUAUUCAUACUGGGGAGAAGCCAUUUACAUGCUUGGAGUGUGGGAAGGGCUUCAUUCGGAAGGCAAGCCUAAUUUCUCAUCAAGCUACUCAUACUGGGGAGAAGCCAUUUAAAUGCUUGGAGUGUGGGAAGAGUUACACUCAGAAGACAGCUCUCACCUCUCAUCAAGCUACUCAUACCGGGGAGAAGCUAUUUACAUGCUUGGAGUGUGGGAGAUCUUUUACAGACAAAAGACGUCUAAUUACUCAUCAAGCAACACAUUCUGGGCAGAAGCCAUUCAAAUGCUUGGAUUGUGGAAAGGGCUUCGCACGGAAGGCAAGCCUCAUACGACAUCAAAGAAUCCACACUGGGGAAAAACCAUUUAAAUGCUUGGAGUGCGGAAAGAGUUUCAGCCAGAAGGCAUGCUUUGCCUCUCACCAGACCAUUCACACAGGGAAGAAACCCUUUCAGUGCUUGGAGUGUGAAAGCUCUUUUACAGAAAAACGAGGUCUAAUUGCUCAUCAAGCAACACAUUCUGGGGAAAAGCCAUUCAAAUGCUUGGAUUGUGGGAAGGGCUUCGCUCGGAAGAUAAUCCUCAAAGAACAUAAAAGAAUCCACUCUGGUGAAAAGCCAUUCAAAUGCCUGGAUUGUGGGAAGGGCUUCACAUGGAAGGCAGGCCUGAGAGAACACCAAAGUGUCCACUCUCGGGGGAAACCCUUUAAAUGCUUGGAUUGUGGGAAGGGCUUUGCAUGGAAGGCAAGCCUCACACGACAUCAAAGAAUCCACUCUGGUGAAAAAGCGUUUCAGUGUUUGGAGUGUGGAAGAUGUUUCAGAUUGAAGCGAAGCCUACAUCUUCAUCAAGUGACACACACAGGGGAAAGAACCCUUUUAAUAUCUGGAGUGCGGAAAGAGCUUUUGCCAGAAGAAACACCUAGGCCAUGUUAAGGUUUCUAUCUAGUUAUGUUCUUUCAAUAAAGUCUUCUUUGUAAGCUUGAA